CAAAUAUUUUUUUUUCUCUCACUUCUAAAUGUACGUCCGCGUCCUCUACCUCUAACAAGGAAUAUCGGAUACAUUGUACUGCUCGAGAAUCCUGCCAAAAUGUUGAAAUUAAUGCAAUACAGGCACUACUGUAGUUCAUACCACGUUGUGAAUUUCAUUUUAACAAUCUCAUUCAUAGUUUUGAGAACUGUGAGACCAUUUUGUACCAUAUUCCCGCUGACCGAGUAUGAUACCAAAGAAUGCACUUUCAACUGGAACGAGUCAAACAUUCUCCUCUUCCUUGCCUGUACCAUCGCUAUCAAGAACCGAAAGAGACCGCCCCUGAAGGAACUUGUAGUCAAGGUCUUCAUGUUCUUCAAGGUCGCCAACACCAUUCUCUUCUGCAUGACUGACCCUCGGCUGGCUAUCCUCUUUGCUGCUGCCUGCAUUGGAUGUAUGGUUGUUUUCCCAGAGCCAGCCUAUAUCGGACCACAGGAUAUCGUUUACUUCAAAGGAGAUGCAUUAGAGGAUGAACUGAAGAACAACCCUAGGACAACCUGGAUUGUAGAGUUUAUGGCCACAUGGUCAGCUAGCUGCCAUAAUAUUGCACCAACCUUUGCAGAACUCUCAACAACAUAUGCACACAAUCAUCUCAAAUUUGGAAAGCUGGAUGUUGGCAGGUAUCCUGAAAUAGCUGAAAUAUUCCAAGUGGAUAGUUCAUCUCUCACCAAGCAACUUCCAACAAUGGUCUUGUUCCAAGGAGGCAAGGAGGUGAUGAGAAAACCAGGAAGGAACAAGAACGGUCAGACUGUCAGAUAUGAAUUCAAGAAGGCGGACAUUAUCCGUGACUUUGACCUGGACAGACUGUUUGCGAGUACAAAGAGUAAAUCACAGAAGAAAGCAGACAAACAAGAAGCUAAGGCUCAAGAACAGGAGAAGAAAGAGAAUUAAUCCGUUGAAUAUGAGGCUCAAGAUAUAUGUUAGCCACAGAACAUGCUUGUUAUUUCAAACUCAAGUCAUAUAUCCAACAGGUUAAAGGUUGUCCAUGUCUCACAGUGAAGGAGUUCACAUAUAUGUAUUCACAAACUUCUGGAAAACCAAUGAGCUUCUCUUAGAAGUGCAGAGGUAGACCUUCCCAAGCCAAUUCCUGGAAGAAAUGUUUAUUGGAAGGAGAAGAUGGCAUUGCUUGCGAGUGGGUAAUCACUCUUUGAUAGCUUAAUGUAAUGCCAUCAACAGUCUUUUUGGAAGGUUACCACCCCUGGUUGAUGCCGAAAGUCUACAGUUGUGAAUAGUGCUAUUUGCUGCAGGUUUUAUUGUUUGGGGGAUACUUACAAGAUAAGUAUAUACUUCUGAGAACAUUAGGUAACUAGGAGUUGAUGUGCUGGAGAUGAUAUGCAGGGGGAUGAAAUAUAUAUUGUUUUUGCAAACAGAUUUUAGUGUGUACCAUAAAAUUGGUUGAAUAUAAAUUGAAAUAGAUAGGUGUUCUUUCGUAAUCCAGAAGUGAUGCUUACCGUUUUCAUAUCUUUGAAAGAAAAAGUCUUCUUCCUUGCUUAAAAAAAGAAGACAUGUCUGUAACUUUCGAAAAUUAUUCCUGUUCUAUGCCAUUCUGACCUAUAGUAACAUGAGAACUUUUAGGAGUAAAUUGGGGUAAUUUUCAUUAGUUAUAUGUCAAAUUAUUCAACAGGGAAAUGAUUGUUCAGUAUCCUUUUCCCAGUUCUUUUGAAUAAUUCUUGAUAUUUGAAUUGAAUUUUAAUUCCAAAAGGUUUAAGGGAUAGUAUAUCACAAGUAAACUAUUAAAGUAAUAUAUUUGUAUGUUUGCCAAAAAAUAUAUUAUAUCAGCAUCAUUGAGGCACAAUGUAUUAUUUUCGGUCACUUUUCAUCUACAUUUAUUUGCAAACCUUGUAAGAUAGUGAACAAUGAAUAUUAUAGCAUUUGAAGUUCCCAUCAUGUUUCAUCUUUGAAAUCUGUAAUAUUAUCUACUUUGAUACCCAGAAGUGGAAAAUGGUCCUAGUUUAAUCAAAUAAUUAUCUUUGGUGAAUUGUUAAUCAAUGUGGACCUGUAUAGAAUCCAAUUUGGCCCAUUUGUUGAAUCAAGAGAGUUUUAUACCAGAAGGUAUUACUUAUUAUAUUCUACAUAUUAAGAAUCUUGCUCUACGAUUGGUAAAAAGUAAAUCACAUGAUGAAAGAGAGUUCACCCAUCAUUGCUGGGAGAAGCGAAAAGUUUGUUACACUGUGUAGAUAGGCUCCUAUCUACACAGGGCAACGCACUUUCACUAAAGAUGGAAGUCCUAUCUACACAGGGCAACACACUAAUGUAAUUGUAUACGCUGCGUAUUGCUCUCCUCUUUAUGGUAAGCGCUUUUAGUGUUAGUACGCAAACUUUGGCCAUGCGCGAACUAUAUGGUCACGUCACACCUACAUGCACUGCACGUUUCAUACACCGUUUGCUAGCUGAUAAUUGAUGACUUGUUGCUCUAAAAUGAUGGAAGAAGUGAAAUGUUUCUGAUGUGGAAUAUAAAGCAAAUAAUCACCUUUUGGUUUUAGGCGAUGGCAAACUAUCACUUCCUUGGCGAUCUGAAUCUUCGGAAAGAUAGCUACAUCAGAUCGCCUCGGAAGUGAUAGUUUGUCCCAUCACCUUCACCAACAGUAGUUAUUUGCUUAGAAUAUACUUUUAUUUCUAAGUGCACCAGGAAAGGUGCAAUACUUUCAAAUGAUUAAGAGUUCAGUCUAGUCAUAUGAGAUUUUCUAUCGACAUUGACCACUUCAGCAAAUCCCUUUAUAAACUACUUGCAGAGGCUAAAAUAUUUUGAUAUCUUUUUUUUCUGGACUGGGAUUGGGAAUAGGGGGUUAAUCCAACCAUGUAAAAUUAGACAAAGGAAGUGCUUUGAAUGAUAUGAAAUAAAUACAUGAGAUUAUAAUGUAUGUAUGUGAUGCUCUAUGUCUGCAGUUUUGACAGAUUGGACAAUAAUCUUUGACAUGUACCCGGUACCUUCUUUUGGUGUAUGAAGGGAAUUGGUAUGCCCAUCGUAUAGGACAGUAUUGUUGAGUGAUGUUGGAACUUGGAAGGAUGCAGGGCAAGGUUUCAUUUAACUCGGUGUCUGUUUUCUGAAGUUUGUUUUAUCUUCUUGCCAGUCAUAUAACUUACAAGAAAAGAAUGAAGGUGUACUCACGUUGGCCAGAAAAUGACCUGGUGAUGGAUUUGCUUCAUGUAAAUUGAACGUUGCAUGUUCUCAUCCCUCCUGUAACAUAAUUAUAUAUAUUUGUUCCUGUUUUCCAUUCUUGUGCACAUCUCAAAGCAGAUCAUACCACUGGGGAAUACAGCCAAUAUUUUAGAACGAAUCCCUCCCACCACGCAAAUGUUCCAUAGUAAUCAUUGUCACCAUUACGAUGUACAUGUUUCAUGCUACUCACUUUUUCAUAAUAGUGGUCACUUGUACCUACAAUAUAUAUACAGUAUGGUGUAAAAGAUGAGUCAAUUUAUGUGGAAGCUGUAAAUGUUUUUUAAAUAUUAAAAUGGGAAUAUAUUUUGUACUUGUCCACGCACAAAUAAUUCUUUGGAAUGGUAAGAAAAACUGGACAGGGAUUGAUAAAUUUGUUGAACAGUGUAUUAAGAUUGUAAUGGUCGGUGUCUGGUUUCAUGAAAACCUAAAAUGGCACGAUUCAAUAAGAUAAAUGUAUACUCUCUUGUAGCCAAUCGAGUGCAGAAAUAUAAGUAUCUGAUAUCAGUUAUUGUAACCUGUUUCAAGAAAAAAGAAAAAAAAUUAUGAAAUAGGGCCCAGGGGGUUAUUUUGGUGCUUGUUCUCUAUGUAUAUUUGAGAGCAAUGGUAUGACAUGUAUUAUGCUGUGUUUAUUGAAACUGUAUUUAUAUGGAGCAAUAAAACACCUGAACACAA
This is a messenger RNA of Strongylocentrotus purpuratus (purple sea urchin), 3871 nucleotides long. RefSeq names its product thioredoxin-related transmembrane protein 2 (gene tmx2). The coding region runs from base 100 to 930 and encodes 276 amino acids. Gene Ontology annotation, molecular function: oxidoreductase activity, acting on a sulfur group of donors, disulfide as acceptor. The transcript has 6 exons. Gene Ontology annotation, cellular component: cytoplasm. The record is from RefSeq and is a predicted model, not a curated record. NCBI's taxonomy places the organism in Eukaryota, Metazoa, Echinodermata, Echinoidea, Camarodonta, Strongylocentrotidae.